AUGAGGCAGAAAAGUUCCGGAACCGAGAGGUCUGACGGUGUUUUGUGGUUCGCCUUGAUGCCUGCGUGGUCUCGCAAUGCAGGGUACGACUUCAUUCUCCCUAUCGGCUACGACCGGCCGUGGGAGCGACGAGGACUGCAAGCCGAGGGCCUCGAGGCAGAUCCCUACACUCUUCAGACGUACGACACCAGGCUUGGCAACGUGUUGCUGCUGGCCACGCAUGAUGCCUUCUUCGGUGAUCGGUAUAGCCUGCUAACGCCCAACUACGGUGGUGGUGCAUAUCGGAACUUGAGGAACAUCGUGGUUCCGCUUCCCUUCUCGCUGAACUGCACCUUUUGGCGCUCGGCUGUGGGACAAAGGCAAUCCUUCACGCGGCGGUUCCGAGUAAGCUUUGCGGGCUCUCAAAACGGUGACACGCGUGCGUUGAUACACCGCGCUGCUUCAGCAGUGGCAACAAGCAUGACACCGGAGCAACGGCCGUCACUGGCAGUCCGCUUCGUUGUCUCUGAUGAGGAGAGGGCGGAGUUGUCUCGUGCCCCAUCAACUGUGCUUGGCCGAUGGUUCGGAGAUUCGGUGCGCUCCUUCGACGACCUUCUGCUGAACAGCGACUUCUGCUUGGUGUUGCCCGGAGAUGUGUCCGACCUUGCCAUGCGGUUCCUACAUGCGCUGUCGGCUGGUUGCACACCAGUGGUCGUUGGAGGUCCGGCCAGCGCGGUCCCGCUGCCUUUUGCGCAGUUCGUGGACUACACGCAGUUCGCCAGAUUCGCUCGAGUGCGAGAUGUGAAGGAGGCCGAGCACCUUCUGCAGUCCUUGUUGCAGGAGAGACCGAAGAAGAUCAUGUCUGCAGAUGAAUUGGAGAAGAUGCUCACGGCCAUCGCAGGACUCUACACGAGGCAUGAAAACUGCGGCUUCGAGUCUGGUGAGCCUUUUCGCGCACUUUUGGCCAAGUCCUUGGAGGCGCGAGCUGACAUCUGGCAACAUCUUCGCUGGUACAACUAA
This is a messenger RNA of Symbiodinium sp. CCMP2592, 999 nucleotides long. Lineage: Eukaryota; Dinophyceae; Suessiales; Symbiodiniaceae. The record is from the annotation of a GenBank genome assembly.